Molecule: messenger RNA, 1308 nt
Organism: Necator americanus (New World hookworm)
Lineage: Eukaryota; Metazoa; Nematoda; Chromadorea; Rhabditida; Ancylostomatidae
Exons: 10
Coding region: 1-1308 (435 amino acids)
Source: RefSeq, a predicted model, not a curated record
AUGCCAAUCAGACACAACAUUGCACUCUUCACCUUCACGUACAUAGAUACGCUGCUGUUGUUGUUAUCAAUCGAUAACGCACCCACAACCAUGCGUCGUCAAUGGAUUCGAUUACAAAUGUUACCCGAAUUGGAGAAUUGCGAUUGUGAUGAGGAACGUGAAGCGGAACGACAAAAUUCGACGAGAAGUUGUCCGGGAAGUUUCCCAGCAACAGUAACACGUCGAGCUCAAUUCCCAAGGCGUUCGUUGAAAGAGUUACGUAUCGACGUCGGAAAAAAUCUCGAACCGUUAGUGCAUCGAGCGAAAUCGCACGGACUGGAACGAAUCGCCGAGGAUCCAUCGUCGCCGAUUACGGCCGAUGAAAAGCCGAUCGCUCCGCCACGAACGAUUCGAGCUGUUCGAUCCAAAGAGGGCGUGAUGGUUGCCGGCGUGGACGUUUCCGUCACCACACCGCCAUCGAUGGCUUCGGAUCCGCCGUUGAGCGAACGAAGUGUCGCCGAACGAAUUGAACAAACUUUGCAUACACAUUAUUACACUAUCGCCUAUACAUUGGUUAUUGUGGCGUACCUGGUUGGAUUCGCUGAGUACCUGUACUUCCGGCUCGUAUCCAUUCUAAUUCCGGAACGAAUGUACUAUCAUCCAAGUUGUCAGGAGAAGCAGGAUCGACGUGUCGGCAAAGACGGAUUUCACUACGGCGUCUCAAUUGGCGCUUUCAUCGCCAUAGCACUUUUUCAACUUAUCUGCUUCUUUGCGCUAACAAUAUCGGAAAAUUGGACCGUAUGUAAACAGGAAUACAAUCCCCUGAAUCAGAUAGUAAAAAUGCAACACGAUCUUGCAGCUCAUAUUCGCAAAACUAUUAGUCAAUCGAUGUAUCGUACAUUUUUAUGCUACGGUAUAUGUUCGUUCAUUAAUUGCGGCAUUAUAUUCUAUAUGGUGGCCAUACAGGAUGCGCUUGAUGAGUCCGGUACCGUGCUGCUGUACGUGUUCGACGGUGUUGUUAUACUGUAUUUUAUUGCAUUUCCACUUACUACAGUGAUCUAUCAUCCACACGUGCACUGCUUUCAAAGUCAUCCAGGACGUGCUGCACGUUUACCCGCAUCCAUAAUAAACGGGAUUCGUUCGCAGACCUCAACCUUAGAGAGUAACCUCUCGCAAGAGGCACCCGCCACGGCCGCCGCAGCACACCCUCCGCCGGCGGUAGAGGAUCCGCCGGGCCGCGGUGGUAUCCGGCCGGAUGUGUCCCCGCUGGAACCGAUCCAGUACCUGGAAAGUCCACGACGACCUGCACGGACGAGCACUUUGGUCUGA